CGGCAGAUGCGAAGGAGGUGAAGAUUCACCGCUUUCUCUUCAUCAAGCUUCAGAAUCAUGCCUAGGGGUAGAGGGCGACCUCGCAGAGGACCUGCAAGCCCACCCCCGGAGCCCAUGCAAGCGGAGCAGGAGGCCCCUGAACUAUCAGAUGAGGAAGUACAGCAGGAAGAGCUACCGAAUCCUGCGUCCAUGACCGACAUCAUGAGGGAGAUGAUGUUGCUGCUGCGUGCUGAGCGUCAGCAGCAUACUUCUAGAGGUGGCCGAGACUUAUCGGCCGAGUUCGGACGGCACACACCACCACAGUUCUCAGGGACCACUGACCCGACGGUAGCCGGUUAUUGGGUCAGUCAGAUAGAGAGGACCUUCCGAGCUAUGCAGUGCCCAGAUAGAGACAAGGUCAGGUUGGCUACUUUCAUGCUGCGGGACAGUGCAGCGCAGUGGUUUGAGAAUGAACUACGCCUCAAAGGGGAGAGUUCCUUCAGGACCUGGGAGCAGUUCAAGAAAGUUUUCUACGACAAAUAUUUCCCUUCGAGCCGGCGAGCGCAGAUGGAGAGGCAGUUCCUUAGUCUGAAGCAGGGGUCCUUGAGUGUGGAGGAGUAUGAGGCCGAGUUUGAUAGGCUGUCGCAGUUUGCUUCGACCUUAGUGUCGGAUGAGAGCAGCAGGUCUAGGCGUUUCGUAGAUGGCUUGAAGACCCACAUCCGGCGGGCCAUUGUACCAUUCCUGAACCAGACAUUUGCUGAGAUUGUCGAUAUUGCUAAGAACCUGGAGAUCACCUGGCAGGAGACGCAGGACCAGGGGAGACACGAGCACCAGCGGCACCGCCAGAACCCUCGGAAGAGUCAGUCUUCCGGGAGUAGCUCAGGGCAUUCUAGAGGAGAGCACCGGUCACAGCCGUAUAGCAGACCCCCGAGUUCGUCAUCAGGUUCUGGAGGCAGGAGAUCUUUUGGCAGUGUGACCCAGGCUGUUCAGUGUCCUACUUGUGGAGGGAGCCAUUCUCAGGCGGAGUGCCGACGCGCGGCAGGCGCAUGUUAUCGGUGUGGUAGUAUGGACCACUUUGUUGCUCAGUGCCCGCAGAGUCCGCCUUGGCUCCAGGGAGGCGACAUGACUCGUAGUGCACCUGUCGAGCGGCCCCUGGAUCGCUCCCGACAGGGUCACGACACACGGGCGCCUCGAGCCGAUCCCAAGAGAGUGCCUCGAGGGUAG
Dioscorea cayenensis subsp. rotundata (Guinea yam) is the source of this 1203-nucleotide messenger RNA. RefSeq lists its product as uncharacterized. Gene Ontology annotation, molecular function: nucleic acid binding; zinc ion binding. NCBI's taxonomy places the organism in Eukaryota, Viridiplantae, Streptophyta, Magnoliopsida, Dioscoreales, Dioscoreaceae. The coding region runs from base 58 to 1203 and encodes 381 amino acids. The transcript is spliced from 2 exons. The record is from RefSeq and is a predicted model, not a curated record.